This is a messenger RNA of Capronia epimyces CBS 606.96, 984 nucleotides long. RefSeq lists its product as uncharacterized. Gene Ontology annotation, cellular component: oligosaccharyltransferase complex. NCBI's taxonomy places the organism in Eukaryota, Fungi, Ascomycota, Eurotiomycetes, Chaetothyriales, Herpotrichiellaceae. The coding region runs from base 1 to 984 and encodes 327 amino acids. The transcript is spliced from 3 exons. The record is from RefSeq and is a predicted model, not a curated record.
AUGCGUUUUCUAAAGUUGCUGGCGCUGACAGCGCUGUCCUGGACUGCGGUCGCCGCCAAAAAGGCAACCACGAAUAAAUUUGACACCUACUUUGCCAAACAAGCUUCCUCCGCACCCUUUGAAUUGGACGAGAAAGGAUACAAUGACCUGACUACCUCACCUCGCGACUACUCGUUGGCUGUGCUUCUCACAGCUCGAGACGCAAGAUACGCGUGCGGCGUGUGUCGAGAGUUCGAUCCGGAAUGGAGCAUACUGGGCCGCAGUUGGCAGAGGGGUGAUCGCAAGGGAGAACACAAACUGCUCCUCAGCACGAUUGAUUUCGAUAAUGGCAGAAACGUCUUUAUGAAGCUUCAACUUCAGACCGCACCUGUCCUCUUGUUCUUCCCUCCUACCAUCGGGCCAAACGCGAAACCAGAUGGCCAGCCUGUCCGCCUCGAAUUUCACGGUCCUCAAACUGCCGACAACAUCCGCAAUUGGCUUCUGAGGCACCUGCCUCCUGGCGACUACCCUUCGAUCUCGCGCCCUAUCAACUAUGCCAGGAUUGGAGCCUCGAUCACAAUUCUCUUGGGGGCAUUUACUUUCAUUACCGUGGCAUACCCCUAUGUGACCCCCAUCAUUCAGAACCGUAACCUGUGGGCUGGUAUCAGUCUGAUCAUGAUUCUGCUCUUCACAAGCGGACACAUGUUCAACCAUAUCCGAAGAGUGCCGUACGUUACUGGAAAUGGACGCGGCGGUAUCACGUAUUUUGCUCCAGGGUUUCAAAGCCAGUAUGGCAUGGAGACUCAGAUUGUUGCUGCUAUGUAUGCCUUGCUCGCGUUUGCCACAAUCAAUCUAGCCCUCAGAGUGCCGCGAAUCAAAGAUCCUCGCACCCAACAAGUUGCCGUCAUAAUCUGGUCUUCAAUCCUCUUUGGGGUCUAUAGCUUCUUGCUAAGUAUUUUCAGAGUCAAGAAUGGCGGCUAUCCUUUCUGGUUACCACCUUUCUAG